Molecule: messenger RNA, 3489 nt
Organism: Miniopterus natalensis
Lineage: Eukaryota; Metazoa; Chordata; Mammalia; Chiroptera; Miniopteridae
Gene: TBC1D2B
Product: TBC1 domain family member 2B
Biological process (GO): regulation of GTPase activity
Molecular function (GO): small GTPase binding; GTPase activator activity
Source: RefSeq, a predicted model, not a curated record
UGGGGUCAUUGAGAUUUCACUAUUUGAGAAAAACCAUAGAGGAACUUCUGAUGCCUGCUGAAAUGCUAAAAGGAUGGAUUUUUGUCCUGGAUGCCCACUUCUCCUCCUAACCCUGAUAGCAAGGAGCACAGGACCCAGCUUUGAAUUUGGAUUAUGCCUGCGAGAUCUCGGCCAUGGUGAGCAUGUGGAGGGCUGGUGCCCAACCAUGGUUGCUGCUGUGCACUGGGCACUGUUCUGAGCUUAACACAAAAUGACUCAUUUAGUCUCAUAACAGUGAGAUGCAGUAGGUUUUCCUGUUGUUCACAUUCUAGUAACAAGGGAUCCGAAGCCCGGACACACUACCUAACACAUGGCAGAGCUGGGGUACAUCAUAUUAUCGUGCAAGAUUGUCAUGAAUCAAAUUUGAAUUUAUUUUCCUUUAUAAUAUUACGUAGGUCCUAAUUCAUAAUACCUUCAUUUUUUCCCCCAAAUUUUUAGCCAGUUUUACUAUUGCCAUUGUUCAAUAAUUAGUACUUUUCCCAUUGAUUUAAUUUGAAAUACUACUUAAAAACUUUAUAUAUCUUAGCCUUAUAUUUUGAUUCUCUGGCCAUACAGUGCUGGUUUAAUUAUUGUUUGUUUUUUAUAAUAUGCUUACCUAUUUGGUAAGGCAAAGCCUCAUGCCUUAUUUUUUCAGAAUUCUCAAAGGUUGAACUGUAGAUGAAUUUCAUAAUCUCUUUGCCAUCCUUAGAAGAACUCCUUUUAGACUUUUGACUGGAUGUUUUAAAAGUUUCUAUAAUGCAUGAGACUUUCUUAAACGUAUGCCUGGCCAUUUAUAUUUUGAUUGUAAUAGUGAACAUGUUUCCAACAGUCUCACUGGGAACAUCUCAGAGGCGAUGACUGGCCAGGUCUCACCCAGCUCCAUGUCCCUAUUGUUGCUGCCACAUUGGCCUAACUUACGCUCUUAAUAUUUGCCAAGCUCCUAAUCGUCAGCUCAUGACUUACUGGUUACAGGAGCUGCAGCAGAAGCGAUGGGAAUAUUGCAAUGGCCUCGACACGGUCAAGUGGGACAGCAGGACCUCCCCGACCCCCGGGGACUUUUCUAAGGGCCUUGUAGCCAGAAACACCACAGAUUUCGUUUACCCACAAACAAAUGCUUCUGCAGAAAAAGCCAGAAAUGUCCUAGCUGUGGAAACUGCGCCUGGAGAGCUGGUGGGAGAGCAGGCUGCAAGUCAGCCAGCCCCGGGGCACCCGAACUCCAUCAAUUUCUCUUUGAAGCAGUGGGGCGCUGAGCUCAGAAAUUCAAUGUCCUCUUUCCGCCCGGGAAGAGGGCAUGAUAGUCGGAAGAGUGUGUUUUAUACUAACGAAGAGUGGGAGCUUCUAGACCCGAGCCCUAAGGACCUGGAGGAGUCCACAGCCCAGGAAGAGAGGAAGAAGCAGCUGCCCGAAGGAAACAAAGGAGUAACCAGCUCAGGAUUUUCCUUUGAUUUGGGACGUGUUCCCUACAAAGGAAAGCGCCCUUUGAAAGACAUGAUUGGAUCAUACAGAAGCCGUCACAGUAGCAGUGACCCUGCCACCACCGAGGGGACGUCAGGCAGUGGGGGCACCGGCAAGCUGGCCUCCGACGUGCAGCUGCAGAUGCAGAGCCAACAGGAGGAGCUGGCACGCUUGAAGAAGGACCUGUCCAGCCAGAAGGAGCUCGUGCGGCUGCUGCAGCAGACGGUGCGGUCGUCCCAGUAUGACAAGUAUUUCACGAGCAGCCGGCUCUGUGACGGGGUCCCCCAUGACACGCUCGAGCUCCUGCACCAGAAGGACGACCAGAUCCUGGGCCUCGCCGGCCAGCUGGACAGGUUCAGCCUGGAGAAAGAGAGCCUUCAGCAGGAGGUGAGGACACUGAAGAGCAAAGUGGGCGAGCUCAACGAGCAGCUGGGGAUGCUGAUGGAGACCAUCCAGGCCAAGGACGAGGUCAUCAUCAAGCUGUCUCGGCAGCUCAGCGAGUGCGAGGGCACCGUGGCCUCUCCCACCUGGGCCCCCAGCUCGCCCACCGCCGGCACGGCCAGCAGGGACCAGCUGGAGCUGGACAGGUUGAAGGAUAAUCUGCAGGGGUACAAAACCCAAAAUAAAUUUCUAAAUAAGGAAAUUUUGGAACUCUCGGUGCUUCGGAGAAAUGCAGAAAGGAGAGAGAGGGAUCUGAUGGCCAAGUAUUCGAGCCUGGAAGCCAAGCUCUGCCAGAUAGAAAGUAAGUACUUGAUCUUGCUCCAAGAGAUGAAGACGCCAGUCUGCUCCGAAGAGCAGGGGCCUGCCCGGGACGUCAUAGCCCAGCUGCUGGAGGACGCACUGCAGGUCGAGGGCCCGGAGCAGCCAGAGCAAGCGUUCGUGAAACCUCACCUUGUCAGCGAGUACGAUAUUUACGGCUUUAGGACUGUCCCAGAGGAUGAUGAAGAAGAGAAGCUGGUGGCCAAAGUCCGGGCGCUGGACCUGAAGAGCCUCUACCUCGCGGAGAACCAGGAGGUGUCCACCGGGGUCAAGUGGGAGAACUACUUCGCCAGCACGAUGAACCGGGAGAUGGCCUGCUCCCCGGAACUGAAGAGCCUGAUCCGGGCGGGCAUCCCGCACGAGCACCGCUCCAAGGUGUGGAAGUGGUGCGUGGACCUCCACACCCGCAAGUUCAAGGACGGCAUCGAGCCCGGGUACUUCCAGAGCCUGCUGCACAGGGCGCUGGAGAAGCAGAACCCGGCCUCCAAGCAGAUCGAGCUGGACCUGCUGCGGACGCUGCCCAACAACAAGCAUUACUCCUGCCCCACCUCGGAGGGCAUACAGAAGUUACGCAACGUGCUGCUGGCCUUCUCCUGGCGGAACCCGGACAUCGGCUACUGCCAGGGCCUGAACAGGUUGGUGGCAGUGGCCCUUCUGUACCUGGAGCAAGAAGACGCUUUCUGGUGCCUGGUCACCAUCGUGGAGGUCUUCAUGCCUCGCGACUAUUACACAAAGACUCUCUUAGGAUCCCAGGUGGACCAGCGGGUGUUCAGAGACCUCAUGAGCGAGAAGCUGCCGCGGCUGCACACCCACUUUGAACAAUACAAGGUGGACUACACCCUCAUCACGUUCAACUGGUUUCUGGUGGUGUUCGUGGACAGCGUCGUCAGUGACAUCCUCUUCAAAAUAUGGGACUCCUUCCUGUACGAGGGGCCAAAGGUCAUCUUCCGUUUUGCUCUGGCGCUUUUCAAAUUCAAAGAGGAGGAGAUGCUAAAACUGCAGGAUUCAAUGUCCAUAUUCAAGUACCUCCGGCGCUUCACUCGCACCAUCGUCGACGCUCGGAAGCUGAUCAGUAUCUCCUUCGGGGACCUGAACCCCUUCCCCCUGCGCCAGAUCCGCAACCGGCGCGCCUACCACCUGGAGAAGGUGCGGCUGGAGCUGACGGAGCUAGAGGCAUUCCGGGAGGACUUCCUGCGUGAACGGGACACCAGUCCCGACAAAGGCGAGCUGGUCAGCGACGAGGAGGAGGACACCUGA